Helianthus annuus (common sunflower) is the source of this 1035-nucleotide messenger RNA. RefSeq names its product protein MIZU-KUSSEI 1. The record is from RefSeq and is a predicted model, not a curated record. Gene Ontology annotation, biological process: hydrotropism. The coding region runs from base 115 to 864 and encodes 249 amino acids. The transcript has a single exon. NCBI's taxonomy places the organism in Eukaryota, Viridiplantae, Streptophyta, Magnoliopsida, Asterales, Asteraceae.
AGCAAAAACCACAAAAUAAAUAACUCUCUCUCCUCUAUCUUUCUCUCUCUAGUUUAAGACUUAAGUAGUUGCAUUCUUUCACUUGUGGCAUUAUCUUUCUUUCUUUCAAACACCAUGGCAAAACCCUCUCCAGACAAAAAACACUUCCACUGGUCAAACAAAGUUAGCAACGAAGAUGAAGAACAAGAACAUGUUCCUUCAUUCAACUCCUGUCCUGAAAAGGAUAAAGAUAACGAAUUACCCUCAUCCUUAUCAAGAAAGAAGCUCCCAGCGAUCACGAUCGCUAGGGUUCGCUCAGUACUGUCCGCACUGAGCAAGAACCGUCCCAACCCAGUGCAUGGGUUAGGAACUAGGGUUACUGGAACCCUAUUCGGUUCUCGCAAAGGCCACGUCCACUUCGCUUUUCAAAAAGGCCCAACUCACCAACCCGUGUUCCUGAUCGAGCUGCAGACUCCUAUCAGCGGGUUGGUGAAGGAAAUGGCGUCAGGGCUCGUGAGAAUCGCACUCGAGUGCGAUAAGAAAGUUGGUAGCUCAAGAAGGAUGUUGGAAGAGCCUGUUUGGAGGACUUAUUGCAACGGAAAGAAGUGCGGUUUCGCGAUGAAAAGAGAGUGUGGAGAGAAAGAAUGGAAGGUUUUGAAAGCGGUUGAGCCGAUAUCCAUGGGAGCUGGUGUGCUGCCAGCAGAAAAACCGGGUGAUGAAGAUGAAGAAGAAGAUGAAGGGGUGGUUAAUCAUGAAGGUGAGAUCAUGUACAUGAGGGCUAAGUUUGAAAGAGUUGUGGGAUCAAGGGAUUCUGAGGCAUUCUAUAUGAUGAAUCCAGAUAGCAAUGGUGCUCCUGAGCUAAGCAUCUAUUUGCUAAGAAUUUGAGAGUUUAAUUUAAUUAAGCAAAAUUUGGAUCCAAGUUCAAGUUGUUUGAAGCUAAAGAAAUGUUUUCUUGAAUUUGAUAUUUCUUUCAUAGAAAUGUUAAAGGGUGAUCCUGUUUGUUGUAAUAUGUAGUUCAUGGAGUGUGGAAUGGGAUAUACAUAUAUUAUUUAGUUA